Messenger RNA from Colletotrichum fioriniae, 1524 nucleotides. The record is from RefSeq and is a predicted model, not a curated record. Lineage: Eukaryota; Fungi; Ascomycota; Sordariomycetes; Glomerellales; Glomerellaceae.
AUGUCGGGCUGGAAGUACGCGUUUGCCCUGAGUAAGGAGGAAAUUGCAAGGGCAACACCGCCUGGAACGGCAAAGUUGAUAGACCCAGCAGACCCUCUCAAUUGGGCACAAUGGCGCAAAUUUGCACUUUUGUUGACUGUGUCACUAUACUCUUUUGCCGGCAACUUCACCAGUUCGGGCAUCGCACCGGCGUUGCAACUAUGGUUCAAGGCCUUCCCGACAGACGUCAGGCCAUUCAGCGACCUUACCUACUUUAUCGCGGUCAAUAUUCUGUUCCUCGGAGCGUCCAACAUUUGGUGGGUCCCUCUUUCGAACAUCUUCGGUCGGCGACCCGUGCUGCUGGCCGCAACGCUCCUUAUGACGAUCGGCACUAUUGCGUGCGCUGUCUCAACAACCUACAACGGCGUUCUCAUCUCUAGAUUGUUCCAAGGCAUUGGAGCCGGUGCGUCAGAGUCUGUCGCCCCAGCACUUAUCGGAGAGGUCUUUUUCGUGGACGAGCGAGGACGUGCCAUGGCCAUCUACACCGUUUUCCUCGCGGGCGGCUCUUUAAUCGGCGGAAUAGCGGGCGGGUAUAUCGGCUUCCAACUAGGCUGGUUCUAUAUCUUUUAUGUCGGCAUAGCCCUCUCUGCCGCCUGCUUCGUCACCACCCUCUUCUUCGUCCCCGAGACCCUCUAUGACCGCGUCGUAUCCCCAAGCCUCGACGCCGCCGGCCCCAGCCAGUCGCCCAUUGACGAAAAGGGCAUGGAAAGCCACGUCGAAGACGCGCAGAGCCAGGUUCUAGACUAUCGACCCUUCACCUUCGGACGGUCCCUGGGUUUCACCCACUACCACGGCGGCGUCGUGCGCAAUUUCCUCGCUCCCUGGAAGACGUUGAGGUUGCCAGGUACAUGGGUCGUUAUGUUUCACUACGCAGGCCUCGUCGGCGGCAUCGUCACCAUCUCCACGGUCGGGCCCCAGCUCGUGGCGGCACCGCCGUACCUCUGGGGCGCCAACGUCGGGCUGAUCAACAUUGGAGGCGUCAUCGGGACCGGCCUGGGCGCUCUCUACACGUAUCUCCUCGCCGAUGCUCAGCUGAAGAAGAAGGUCAAGAGUUCGGGCAGCGGGCUGGCGGAAGCGGAGAGUAGGUUGCCGACCAUGUUUCCCUCGCUCGUCAUCGCCACGGGCGGGUUCUUCGUCUUUGGCUUCACGGGCCAGUACCCGUCCAAGAAUGGCUGGGUCGGUCUCUCGGCAGGGUUUGCCAUGGUGUCGUUUGGUCUGAUGCAACUACCAUCCGUCGGCUUCAACUAUCUCAUCGAUGCGUAUCAGCAUCUUGCUGGCGAUUGCUUCGUCAUGGUCACGAUCAUGCGAGCAAUUAUUGCGUUUGCGUGGACAUUCUUUGUGGCGCACUGGGUCGAGGAGAAGGGAACCUCAGAACCGUUUGGUAUAUUUGGUAUGCUAAUGGGAAUAUUUUCUCUUUUAACGAUUCCUCUAUGGCUCUUUGGGAAGAGGAUGAGAAUUGCCACCAGGAAGCUGGUAGAGGCAUGA